AUGAGUCAAAGGCAGAUUGCAAGACAAAUGGAGACUAGUUUGGAACGCGAUCUUAUCCGACGGUUAGUGUUUUGCGAAUUCGUGAAGGCUCAAUUACGAGACAAUCAAGAUUUUUUAUUUAACGAUUUGUUUACGGAUGAAGCCACAAUUACCAAUAACGGGUGUGUAACCAGACACAACUCGCAUUACUAUGUCCAGCAAAAUCCCCAUUGGAAUCAGGAAAAGCGCUUCCAAGAAGUUUUCAGUGUUAAUGCUUGGUAUGGAAUUGUUAACCACGUCAUUGAACGCCGCUCGGCCACUGUCACCGAUGAUGACUCACCCAUCAUAGCCGCACAAACCAGAAAGAUCUCGACAGCCCAUAGGCGUCAAACGUCAACGGUGGCACUGUUGUACUUCAUCAGGCACUGGUCGUCGUCACAUUUCAACGGUGAAACUCACGACGUGAAAAGUUACUACUGCCAAGAUUGUAACUAUCGGACUGUUCUGACCCUCCUUUUCAAACAACAUCUUCAGGACCGUCAUGGUAUUAAAAAAGAACAAGAACAAUACUACACUUGGAAGAAGUGUCCAUUCAAAACUAAACCAAACUACCAUUUAAAAAGUCACAUAAAUGGACGCCAUUCCGAUGGACAAGAUAUUAAACGGGUCACGUGCCAAGAGUGUCCAUUUAAAACCAAGUACAAUCACUCUUUGAAAAUGCACAUCCACGUUAAACAUUUACUACUAGUAGAUAAAGAAAUUAAAUGGUACUACUGUGAAAAAUGUUCCUACAAAGGUAAAUUUAGCUGGGAGUUAAAGAAACACAUCAACGCUCUUCAUUUAGAAGAAGACGACAUUAAAUGGUAUGAAUGCAAAGAGUGCCAAUUCAAAACCAAGCAUAAACCGUACUUAAACAUCCACAUAAACCCCCGCCAUUUAAACGGCGCCGACAUUAAAUGA
Zophobas morio is the source of this 939-nucleotide messenger RNA. RefSeq names its product zinc finger protein 142-like. The transcript has 5 exons. Gene Ontology annotation, biological process: regulation of transcription by RNA polymerase II. Gene Ontology annotation, molecular function: DNA-binding transcription factor activity, RNA polymerase II-specific; RNA polymerase II transcription regulatory region sequence-specific DNA binding. Lineage: Eukaryota; Metazoa; Arthropoda; Insecta; Coleoptera; Tenebrionidae. The record is from RefSeq and is a predicted model, not a curated record. The coding region runs from base 1 to 939 and encodes 312 amino acids.